Molecule: messenger RNA, 1050 nt
Organism: Necator americanus (New World hookworm)
Lineage: Eukaryota; Metazoa; Nematoda; Chromadorea; Rhabditida; Ancylostomatidae
Exons: 9
Coding region: 1-1050 (349 amino acids)
Molecular function (GO): heparin binding; protein binding
Source: RefSeq, a predicted model, not a curated record
AUGCUGAUUCUGGGAUUUUUCUCCUUAAUUUAUGCCGUGAACGCUUCUUCAAGCAUACGAUUAACUCCUACACAGGCACAACACACUUGGGACCUCUUUAAACUACACAACGUGCAUAUCUUUGUCGAGAUUUCGCAUGCGCCACAUCCUGGAUAUAUCUUCCAGACAAUAUCCGGCGAACGAAAACACCUCGUUGACUUAUUGCUGAUUCCAGAUCGUAAAGUUUCGUUAACGUUGCCGUUAAAGUCAGGAUGGACACGAAGAUAUACUAUCGCUUUACCGUCAUCCAUCCAGGAAAAAUACGUGAUUCUUGUUGUUGUUGAGAAGAAAUACGUAUCAGUAAUUGUGAACUGUAUACAGUUACUGCUUGAAAAUAUCGACGACGUAGUUUUUACUGGAUCCUCACCGAAUAUGUUCGUAAAUAACAAAUAUAAUAAUUGGAGGAUUGAUUCCGGAAAUCCCACUAGGGAUUUAUGCCCGAAAUUGAAUAGUUCCUUAGGGAACGCUGAAAUCGAAACAUCAGAGGGUUUGCACGAAAAGGAGGAGGAUCCAAGCUCAUCCACAGGUUUUCGACAAAGUAUGAAAAGUUGUCUUUACAACGGUCGUCGAAGAGGACAUACAGAAGCGUUUUGGCCGGAACAAUGUGUUCGAUGUUAUUGCGAAGACGGCACAACAACAUGUCAAUAUCAGAGUCCAAUUGCAUGUCCGCGGUUAACUUGCUCAGUUGAGCAUCGUGUUAUUCCGUCGAAUCGAUGUUGUCCGAUAUGUGUUGGAGCAGAUUUUUGCGUAGAUGCACAUUGUCACCGGGAUGCCGAAUGCAUAAAUCAUACGAACGGUGCUCAGUGCAAAUGUAAAGAGGGAUUCUACGGUGACGGGUACAACUGCCACGAUAUCGAUGAAUGUUCAUUCGAUAGCUCUGCUAGAGAGCAGAUCAAUCCAGAGAAUUUUCGUUUCGAAAUAAAAUAUAAAGGGAAGAAGGACAAAAUCUCUUGCGUAUCAGUUCGCCUCACUUCCAGCAACACGUUUGACUGCAAUUUGGAAUCGCUGUGA